Messenger RNA from Phycodurus eques (leafy seadragon), 1471 nucleotides. RefSeq names its product alpha and gamma adaptin binding protein (gene aagab). The record is from RefSeq and is a predicted model, not a curated record. NCBI's taxonomy places the organism in Eukaryota, Metazoa, Chordata, Actinopteri, Syngnathiformes, Syngnathidae. The transcript is spliced from 10 exons. The coding region runs from base 65 to 1024 and encodes 319 amino acids.
CGACAUCCCCCACCACUACGUCACUCGACGCUAGCCUCUACCGAAGCUUAGCUGUAUCAUUUCUAUGAAAAUGUCCGAUACUGAGGACGCAAUAAUGACUGUUCCGUGUGUAGUUGUCACUAGCAGUGACAGCACUGUUAAAGAGGAAGAAAUGAUAACACAAAUUCUCGGUUCGAAGACGUUGCCAGAAGCGACCAAAAGAGAACAAACAGUCGUGUGGUAUCCUUGGACCAUCAACAACAAGUAUUAUACAGCAGAUGUCAGGCUAUGUGUUGUACCCAGCACUUUUCAAAUGUCGUCAGAGAUUGCACAGUCCAUGCAAGCUUUCAUUGCUUAUUUUGAUAGUACAAAGAAAGAUGGUCUGGAAAAGCUCCAUUCAUGGAUAUCAGUGGUGGAAGACAUUGCUCCAGAGGUGCUCAUUCUAGUGUGUGAUAGAGUUUGUGAAGAUGGUGUUACCAGGCUUGAAGCACAGCAGUGGUGUUUGUCUCACAGCUUUGAGCUGGUGGAGCUCAAUCCUCAGGAGUUGCCUGAUGAAGAUGAUGACUUUCCAGAAUCCACAGGAGUAAAAAGAAUUGUCCAGGCUCUCAAUGCUAAUGUGUGGACCAGCGUGGAGAUGAAAGAUGGGAACAGUCAGAGCUUUGGACUAAUGAGUAGUUUGGUGGCUGCUCGACACAACAACCCUCGCAGCUGUCAGGAUCCGCAAUCUUCUAGUCUGCCAGCAGAGGGCACACUUGCUAACGAAGUGGCUCGUCGUACAGAGAGAGCCAGCUCACAAGAGAACACAGUUGUUGAUGCAAUGACAAAUAUGGACAUUCAGGAGCUGGCGAAUCUCACAGCUGGAGAUGCAGACAUGGAUAACUUUGAACGCCUCUUCACCAAAUUAAAAGAAAUGAAAGACAAAGCUUCGUCAUUACCUCACGAACAGAGAAAAGUUCAUGCAGAGAAGGUAGCAAAAGCCUUUUGGAUGGCCAUUGGCGGUGAUGAUGAUGAGAUAGACGGGUUGUCGUCAGGUGAGGAGAGCUAACGGAAGUGAUCUGUGACCCCGUCAACAUGUCUCCUACCUUUCCUGGCUUUUGCGCAAGGUCCAGCGCCCCCUCAAAUGGCUGCUUGCACUAGCAAAGUGGACAUGCUCAUGGACGUACUGUACUGUACUGUUCUGUAGGCAGGUUUGGCUCCUUCAAAAUGGCAUUACUGGUUUAGUAGAAAAGAGGCAAUACCUGGGUCGGACUCAGUCGUUACACAUGGGGCCUCCUCAGUGAUAUUCAACAAAUGAUAAAGACGGAACAUUAGAUUUAUGCAUUUCGCAUUGGGGUACAAUGUCACAUAUAUUACUAAGUGACAUAAUGUGCCUUAUUUUAAGAUUAACUGUCAUACAAACAAACAAAUGGACAUUCUGUCAAGUCACAAUAGAUGAACUGUCGAACAAUGACCGGUCUGUAAUGUCAUAAAGACUUUUUGUCUUUAGCAUGUG